UAAUGUUCUUUAAUUUUGUUUUCGCCUAAAAAAACUCAAAUAUGAAACCCUAGCAAGUGCCAUUUUACGUUAUGGUAAUUUCCAAUUUUCCAACCAAAACAAAUCCCUAACACCCAAAUUCUCAUUCUCGAAUCAGAUUCAUUCCUUUACUUGACUGUAUAGUAAUCUGAUUUACUACAAACAACCUCAGAGAAUUCAGAAUCCCAGCCCAGCAGCAGCAACGAAACCCUAGAAAUUUCACUCUUCACUUUCCCCGUAACGCCUCGCAAAUUGGAUUGGUUUCGGCAUGAGGUAAGUGAAUUGAUUGAGGGAGAGCUUUGAGGUGAAAGGAAAAAAAAGGAAGAACAAAAAUGAGUAGGCUAUCGUUUAGGCCACGCCCAUUGGACAUACACAAGAAGCUACCGAUUCUAAAGUCAAUUAAAGACUUCGAAGACGAUGAGCCUCCUACUUCCGGUACUCGUAACUCUCAAAUGCUGCGUCUUGUUGCUGCUGAGGUCGAAACUGAGGUGCAACCAAUCGCUGCCAAGAAACUGGCUUCUGAAAUACCUACACCUCAGUUUGUUGUUGUUGAUACUUAUGAAAGAGAUUAUUCUCGCACGUUCUUUCAACCCACAUCCUAUUUACGAGCAAGGGGAGCCCGGGCUGAGAUUGGAGAGUUUGUUGAGUAUGAUCUAGAUAAUGAGGAUGAAGAUUGGCUUCAAGAAUACAACAAAGAUAAGAAGGUUCUUGCACCUGAAAAGUUGGAGAGUAUUCUUUUCAAAUUGGAGGUGUUGGAUCAUAAAGCUCGUGAAAGAGCAGGAGUUAUAACACCUACACUUGUUUCACCAAUUCCUGUGCUGUUGACAAUGGAUGCUGCUAUCGAGGGCUUGCAAUCUCAAUCCAUCAAAUAUGGAGUGUUUCAGUUGGUUUAUAACUAUUGGAAAGAAAAGCGUGAAAGGUGGCAGAAGCCUAUUUUACGGCGUUUACAGCCUCCUCCACCAGUUAAUGACAACAACCCCUAUAAUGUCUUUAGGCCAAGGGAAAAAGCUCACAAACUUCACACAAGAAGGAUGCAAAGGAGAGAAAACAAUGUGCAGUCAUUUGAAAAGCUUCGCCAGGUUAGGCGCAACUUAGACCAAGCGAAGACAUUACUUGAGGCUUUGAUGAAGAGAGAAGAGAAGAAGAGAGAUGUUCUAGAAUGUGAAGUUAGCCUUCAGAGGAUCCAAAUGAAGUACAAGCACGAAACUGAGCUCCUUGAAGAUAUUACACUUCCUGGAUUUGCACCAAUAUCUGGCAAGUUUGCUUCAGGUGAAGAUGAGUUUAUGGACUCAGAUGAUCUUGCGAACAGCCGUCCAUGUGCACGACCUGCUGCUGUCCAGAAUCCACCUCUAACAGAUUCUGAUGUAGCCUUAGCUCCACCCGGAAGUGUUAAGCAAGAGUUUCGGCGGCGACAUUUACUGCAUGGAUGGCUCCAUAAAUUGGAUCCUCUUGAGCCAGUUUUGUUGUUCACAAAACCAUUAGUUCCAGAUAAGCUGGCAGCUGCAAACAUUGUACCCCCGUCUGAUACUUCAACAAAAAGUGGUGCUUCUGCAACACCCUAUAAAUUUCAUGGAAGGAUGGGGCGUGGGGGCCGAAUCGUAUUUGAUAGGUGGAAUCCUCUCAUGCAUACUCCAAUCGAUUACGGUAACUCUUUUUACAUUCCGCGGAAGCCACAGCCUUCAACAUACAACUAAUUUUAUUAGUUUUUGCCUGGUCCUCUGCUAUCUGAGCCAGCGGAUUCCACUGUAAAGAAAAUUCAGUAGAUAAUUUUAUUUGUUGUAAUGAUAUACAGUGGGAUUUGAGCAAAAGAUGGGUAGGUUGUUGAAUAUUCUCGGGUGUUUUUCCACCUGCAUUGGCGAUACAUCUAUGCAUUUUUUUUUGCAAAAAGCUCGU
This is a messenger RNA of Hibiscus syriacus, 1911 nucleotides long. Its product is annotated as enhancer of polycomb-like protein 1. Gene Ontology annotation, cellular component: piccolo histone acetyltransferase complex. The transcript has 13 exons. The record is from RefSeq and is a predicted model, not a curated record. Gene Ontology annotation, biological process: regulation of transcription by RNA polymerase II. Lineage: Eukaryota; Viridiplantae; Streptophyta; Magnoliopsida; Malvales; Malvaceae. Bases 351 to 1712 code for a protein of 453 amino acids.